AUGAACGUGUUGUCCUCGACAAAUCCAUCGCUAACAUCGGCGCCUACUAAUUCGUCGCCGCGGCCGCCAUCAUCAUCAUCAUCAUCGCCACCGGGACAAGCUCAAACGCAAAGCUCAACAAAAACGACACCACCUGAAUCACCAAUGACUAUCGGAAUGACUUUCUCUUCAACUGCCAGCAAGACGCGACCCCUGGAUCUAUCCGCCUCGGAUAGGAUUACUGCAACCACCUCUGCUAACUUAGUUUCCCUAGAAUGUCCCAAACUAAUAAAAAUAGAAGAGGAGAAUAUGGAGAGGGAGGAAAAGGUUUCCACGAUCAAUGAAAUAUCGGCCGUUGAGGCAGAGAAGCCUUUAAAAGUAGAGAGUGAGGAAAAGAUCGCCUCACCGGGAGAGAAGUCUUUCAAAUCAGUGGAGACAGCCAUCUCAGAACAUCCGAGGUUGGAGGAGGUUUCAGCUCAGCUGAAAACUCUGACGGAGUUUUUUAAGACCCUUACCAACUCAUCCUCAUCCCUGGACGCCACAGUAGCAUCUCUUCAUGCCCUAAUCGGAAAGAAGUCCGACAAAGAUGCGGGGAGUGAUGCAGGUUCCCUGGAAGCCCUUCAUCAACUCGGCUGGCAAUUGAUAAGUCUCGGAAGAAAUGCUUCACGUACUACUCAUUCAUUCAUUCCAACAUCCACAGGUCCGUCGUGGAUGCCUGGAAGUAGACAACAACCUCCUCCACCACCCCCACCGCCACCACCACCCUCGCAGUCACAAUCACAACAACCGCUCUCACAUGUUCAACAUCCCCAGUCUUCUAUGUCGGGGAUUUCCAUGCGCGGAAAUCAGAAGUACAGUGCAUUCUACCAACACACCAGGAAGCAUCAAGUGAUUGAAGAAGCGGAGUCACUUCGACAAUCUGUCGCAACUCCCGCUCCACCUUUUCAUCGCCUUGGAUUCCCUUCCAGGCGUGUGAAUGGACCCGCUCUUCCAAGCCACACAAAAGGACACUUUUCCAAUCCGUCUGGCGGUCUGGAACCAUCUUUGAAACCUUCUGUAAUAAGUCAACGGUUGCAGAGCGAAAUAACUUCGCCACCACGCAGUCGAGAAACGGCUUUCCUUUGCAGUUGUGGAGAUGAUUUUGAGAGUCUCUAUGGCUUCACCCUUCACAUGCGUGACACAGGACACAAACCCCGCAGCAGUCAGCCGGAACGCGACAUCCCGAAGUUGGUGCGAGGCCAGGAUAUGUGGAUCAACAGUGAGACGGAGCAGACGCGGGAAAUUCUACGGUGCAUGCGGUGUAAUCAAUCCUUCCGUAGUCUGCCCGAGUUAACAAUGCAUAUGAUGAAGACAAGUCAUUACUCGGAGAUUGUCUAUAGCGAUGCGGGGCGAAAUUUGCUAGCUAGUCAAACCUUCUCAUCCGUAGCGGAGAGAAAUCGAUCUGGAAGCUCCAUGAAUACCUCUUCGUGGAAUCCUACUGGUUUGAAAACGUCAUCUUCUUCGAUGUCUCUAAAAAGACCUAUUCGAGGCAGUGUACCUUCUCAAAAUGGACUUGCAAUGUCUUCCGAGCCUACGAAAAACAUUGAGUCAUCUACGAUUGAGAAGAAAGUGAAUGGACAUCCAGAGGCACCUCACAUAGGAAACAAAUCGUCGCGCCUGGAGGAGCCGCAGAAAUGCGAAAGACCUGCAAGUUCAUAUGAGAUGCACGUAGUGAAACCUUCUCCAAAACCAGCGGCCUCACCAGAAGCUCUGUCCUGUCCAUCGGACCUUCAACGAAGUGCUGCAUCCUCGCCACGAAAUGAGGGGGAGAAGCAAGAGCAAAAGUAUCUCAACUCACCAACUUCCAGUCGGGAAAACACCAGUCCACGAGCAUCCGAAGAAGAGGCAUCUCGCCGAGGCUGUACGGACAGUGUGAUUAGGCAAAUUGAAAGCUUCGUGGAGAAGAGCCUGCCAAAAUCCAGCACUUCAAGUCCGGUGGCCUCCAGAACUCCAACAUGGCAGCAGAGGCAGCAGAUGCAGGGUCUCAUAAAACCGGCGGCAUUUGGACGCUGCAAUCUCUCCCCAUUAACUGAGACUGAUACAAGUAGGUCUACCCCGGAUAAGUGCGUACAAAGAAAACGUCGUUUUUCCAGUGGAUCCUCCAAUUCUAUGGCAACUUCCAGUGUCCCGACUGCCAACGCAUCCACCGAAGUGUCGGCAGAGAAGCGUCCGCUUUUGGCCAGCUUUUCUGCUGAAGUUGGAGGCCCCGAAAAUCCGUUGUCUUCUCUACAAAAGCUCGUAGAAACCACACAUCAAAGUGGAACGGGCUUAAAAAGCCCUAUUAGACCAUUUAGUCAGACUAGUGAAAUUUCACCUGUACCAUCCAAUCAAUCCAAUGACGUGGAAGGCUCCGGAGGGGUUAAAACUGCACCUUCAACGGCAGAGGCGGUCCAUCAACAAACCAGUAUUGUCGCAGCGCUCUCAGCGCUGCAAAACUUAAUGUCGAAGGUGUCAACCCCUUCACCUACCGCCAAUUCCUCCAAACAACCGCAGACUUCACCACCCAAUUUGGACUUUCUUUUACCUUCAAACGGUGAAAACGACACAGCUAAUUGGAUGGGACUCCUAAGUACUUUCCUCAACGCGACGAAGCAAUCGGAUACAGAGUCAAAGAGAUCUGAAACGAGUCUAUCAAUCUCUAAUCUUUCUUCUUCAAAGAUGUUCGAGCAGCCUUCUGCUGUGUUUCCAGCUGGAGGAUUUGAGUUCAGCGCUGUAGCGAAAGCUCAACCCCUUUCGGUGCAUAUGAACCCACCAACGAUGACUUCAGCAGGUCCUAGCAUUGUAGCAAACAUCACCAAGAAGGCAAAAUGUCACUUUUGCGGUAAGCCUUUUGCAAAUAAAGGUCAAGUUCGUCUCCACAUUAGCAAGAAUAAGUGUCCAUGUCUGCUUCAACAAUCUGCAUUGGCUAAGCCGUCAGGAGGUGCUACAUCGGCAAGUACUAUUGGCUCACAGGUUCCAGAUAAGCAUGGGCUGCCGUUUCCCUACCCCGGAUUUCCACCUGGGGCUGCGGAUUUGAGUAGAUUUUUCUCACCACCUCCCCCACCAACGCAUCAUCAACAGCAACCCGCCCAGCAGACCACACAGCCACCAUCAUCAUCACAACCUUCAGUACCUCAACAGUCAACGCAACAGAAAUCGACGGAUACCAAACCCCACGCAGAGGCUGCUGCUCUAGCUGCAAUUUUACGACAUUUCAAUGUCACGCAAACUGGCAGGCCAGCAGGUCUGAAACCUACAGAUGUUUUGGCGUCUCUGGCAAGACCAACAGAAACAAAUACUGGGAACGUUCCUGCCUCUUCAAACCCCCUCUUUUCCAUCUUCUUUCCUUCAACCAACAUUGCUGCUGCGGCACCGCCCCCACCACCACCACCGCCACCACCCCCAACGCAACCUGUGGAUACGGCCGGACUAACUCCAGAGCAGAAAGCCUUGUUCCUCUUCGCGCAGGCUAUGGUCUCUCUAGCUGUGGGAGCAUCUAGUACAACAACUAGUGGCAAAAUUGGAGAAGAAAUGACUCAACCGCAGCCACCACCGCCGCCUCCUCCACCUCCCCCACAACUACCAGCGUAUCCACCAUUAACAAGUCUUCUACAAAACUUUAACAUCACUCCGACACCACCGCAAGAGGUGGCUGUGAAUCCUGAAACUUUGGAAUCCUAUUUGAGCGCGAUUCGACACCUCGCGUCGUUGGGAAAUGCAGCGGCUCUAGCGGCAGCGACAGUGGGUGUUGCCUCCACAGCUUCGAUGACAGGGACUAACACUACCACAACGACGACGGCAACAGCAUCCAUGGUGUCCUCAAAUUCCUUGACUGGUGGUGAGAGUGUGCCAGUUGCUACUAAGGAGGCAGAGUCACAGUAA
Molecule: messenger RNA, 3879 nt
Organism: Echinococcus granulosus
Lineage: Eukaryota; Metazoa; Platyhelminthes; Cestoda; Cyclophyllidea; Taeniidae
Product: Protein tiptop
Exons: 1
Coding region: 1-3879 (1292 amino acids)
Biological process (GO): regulation of transcription by RNA polymerase II
Cellular component (GO): nucleus
Molecular function (GO): DNA binding; DNA-binding transcription factor activity, RNA polymerase II-specific
Source: RefSeq, a predicted model, not a curated record